Molecule: messenger RNA, 2775 nt
Organism: Penicillium manginii
Lineage: Eukaryota; Fungi; Ascomycota; Eurotiomycetes; Eurotiales; Aspergillaceae
Product: putative telomere silencing protein Zds1
Exons: 3
Coding region: 1-2775 (924 amino acids)
Biological process (GO): positive regulation of G2/M transition of mitotic cell cycle; establishment of cell polarity
Cellular component (GO): cell septum; cytoplasm
Source: RefSeq, a predicted model, not a curated record
AUGUCCCCUGACCCGGUUGGCACGGGGCAGAUUGAUACUGGGUGGGUUCUGGUUCGAGGGCGAUCGCGUGGUUUCAGCGCUUCCACGAGUGCCCCUGAGGCAGGCGGCGGACACACGACUCGGAGAGGACAUUCACCUCAUCUCUCCAUUAGCGACCCAAGUCACCAUGUCACCGAAGCUAUCGGGCAUAUGUACGACGAUGACUACGAUCGCAAUGAUCCGAGGCGUCUCAGUUAUAUAGCGUCACCACUAGGCGAAUCAAUAUCAACGAUUCCGCGAGCCGCCGACUCCGCCGCCCCCUCCACCUUAUCACCUACGCAUACACAUACGCAAAUGCAGAAGCAGAACUCGCCGGUCGAGGGACAGCCCAAGACAACAAAUGGUCACUUACGCCCACCUCUCUCUCCUCAUCGGUCAUUUGACCGCGACAACGAACCCGGAUCCCCAGACUCUACACGAUCAGUGUCGGAAACCGCGACCUCCUCCUUCCCUUUGAACGAUAUCGAUUACGAGUCGGACCCGGCCGCCGUUGUGCAAGAGCUGAACAACCUGGCCGCCAUUCGCCGUAUGUCCAUGGAUGUCGCAGCAACUGGCGAUCCCGAUCUUCCAUCCUAUGGCGGCAACCUCUCCGUUCCAUCCGUACCUCCCUCCCCCACCGCUGAUGAAAAUGACACCUCGAGAUUAUUUUGGGUCCCGGCCAGUCUACACCCCGAGUUGGCACCGAAGGAGUUCAAGACAUUCUUGGAAAGCAAGGCCGAUAUUAUCAAACGGAAAUCGGGCGACUUUUCGUCUCUUGGGCCCGAACGCCAGGGAUCGGGCAGCGGCCUUCGUCGCAAACGGUCUAUGCUGUCUCGACAAAUCGACAGCUCCUCUGGCUAUACGGAUGGUGCGGAUCGAUUGGAGCGACAGCGAUCGCAAUCAAGUCGGCGCGAUGGGAUGCUCAGUCCUAACUUACAGGAGUUGGAAACUAUAGUGGACGAUUCGAAAUCUACCUCCCCGGUCGAUCUCGUGCGAGAGAUGCAAAAUGCGAGCAUCGCGGCCCACGAGGACAAACCGAUUCUACCCCCAGCACCACCAGGACACAGCCUACGAAGAUCGACCCGGACACAGUACAGGAAGGGCAGCUUAAAGAAGGGCGAGAAGCCUCCCUAUUCCAAACGAGUGGGUAGAGGUCUCUCUGAAUCAGCUGGUUCAGCUCCUCCGAUUAUUACUCCAUCCGAUGACCAGUCAAUUCUCGGAUCUACUCGCGCGUCCACGGACUCGGUUUCCUCCACAUCCUCUCGGCCAACGCGUGGGCCCUCGACCUCUUCCCGUGGCACGACUUACUCGGCGAAUGCCCUUGGCACUGCAUUCGACUCCAUUCUUGAUGAUCCGGAAGCUGAGCGAGAGGAGGCGAAUGCUCCUAGCGUCCACCCGCAGAAUGACUCUUUCAACCAGUCGAAUGCAACUGCAUAUGACCGAGAAUGGAAUUCUCGCGUCGAUUUGAAUGGCCGAUCUAAUACAAACACUCCCCAGAAUCAGCAGACCGUCCCUGCGAUUAUCGAGACACCCCCCAUCGACUCCUACCGUGAACAAUCUAGCCCCAGUCCACCUUCUUCGCGAUCAGCCGAACGCAAUGCACCAUCACAAUACUCGGCCCAAACAUCCUCAGUUCAAGACUCCACCCCCAGCAAGCGUACUGCGAUGGGCCGGCAACCAGGCAAAGACACUACUACCAACACGCUUGACGACUUUAGCAAUAAUCCUCAGAUGAUACCCGGCAACAACACACGGACGGAUAGCCUCUCAUUCAUCCCGACCAUGCCGGAGGAGCAACGGAAACCCGAGGACCGUAAAUCUGAGGGCAAGAAGUCCAAGAAGGAGUCCGAGGGGCGAAAGUCGAGCUGGCACUGGUUGCUGGGCAGUGAAGAAAAGGAUAAAAAGAAGGAUAAGGAUGGAGACUCGAAGAAGUCGAGGUCGAGGUUCUCCGACAAGAUAACACACCAUAAUUCUCGCAUCGAAACACCCACGCAAUCAUCCAUGGACAACAGCCCGAAGGGCAGGGAAAGUCUCAUCCUUGAUCGCCUUGACCCGAAGUUGGAGGAAGAGCGACGAAAAGAUGGUGUUCGAAGGGCUUCGGGGGAGUCCAAAAAAGAGAAAGACGGCAUCUUCUCAUCGAUUUUUGGUGGUGGUAGGAAAAAGCAUAGCGGGGAGGGCCACCAUCGAAAGAACUCUUCGCGCAAUCUCUCUCCUGAUCCCCCAGUGCGGGUGCUGAAGGCAGAUGUCGACUAUCCUUGGACACGAUUUUCCAUCUUGGAGGAGCGAGCAAUUUAUCGCAUGGCGCACAUCAAACUUGCGAAUCCGCGACGUGCACUUCACUCCCAGGUGUUGCUGAGCAAUUUCAUGUACUCAUAUCUGGAAAAGGUACAGCAGAUGCACCCCCACAUGGUGGUGGCAUCUUCUGGGUCUCAGAGGUCUUCUCAACAAAGGGACCAGCCUGAUGAGUACACUCAAUAUCAGCGAUACCAAGAGGCACAGGAUCAGCAACAACAACAACAACAACAACAACAACAACAACAACACCAAUACGCGGAUAGCGCAUAUGAUGAUCCAUCCAUGUAUGACUACGACGACGAUCCGCAUGAUCCGUACCAGUCCCAGGGAAGCAAUGGUAAACAUGGCUACGAAAAUGGCCAUGUUUACGACUCGGGACAUUACCAGUACGGGCACUCGUCUUAUGGCGGCCAUGGCCAUGAUGCCCAUUUGGAUGACGACGAUGACGAUGAUAUGUGGUGA